Molecule: messenger RNA, 5573 nt
Organism: Varanus komodoensis (Komodo dragon)
Lineage: Eukaryota; Metazoa; Chordata; Lepidosauria; Squamata; Varanidae
Gene: MFSD8
Product: major facilitator superfamily domain containing 8
Exons: 12
Coding region: 128-1717 (529 amino acids)
Biological process (GO): transmembrane transport
Cellular component (GO): lysosomal membrane
Molecular function (GO): transmembrane transporter activity
Source: RefSeq, a predicted model, not a curated record
UCCCUCACUCACAUUGGAGGAGCUGGAGGAACAACGACUAGGAUAUAGGUGCGCCGUGCUCGCGCGCACGCGCGUUUAGCUGUCAGAAGGCGGGUGCGGAUUGGAUCCCGGCGUGUAGAAGCCGGUCAUGGCGGCUGCUGUUUUGGACUCUCCGGAGCGACCGGAGGAGCCUCUGUUGGGCUCCCACGAUGAAGGCAGCAGAUGCAGUGAUGUUAUGGAAACACUACCACACUACAGUAGCCGGUGGAGAGCCAUUCGGAUAAUGUACCUUACAAUGUUCUUCAGUAGUGUUGGAUUUUCAAUUGUCAUUAUGUCAAUAUGGCCCUAUCUACAACAGGUAGAUAAAACUGCAGACGAAAGCUUUCUUGGCUGGAUUAUUGCUUCAUAUAGCAUUGGUCAAAUGAUUGCUUCCCCCUUCUUCGGAGCUUGGUCCAAUUAUCGGCCAAGAAGAGAGCCCCUUGUAGUUUCAACUGCUAUUUCGGUGGCCGCCAACUGCCUCUAUGCCUAUGUCCAUUUACCUGCUUCACACAAUAAAUACUACAUGCUGGCUGCUCGAGCUCUGGUGGGAUUUGGUGCAGGAAAUGUAGCAGUAGUGCGGUCAUAUAUUGCUGGUGCCACUUCCCUUACUGAAAGAACGAGUGCUAUGGCAAACACAAGUGCUUGCCAAGCAGUGGGAUUCAUUCUGGGACCAGUUUUUCAGACACUUUUUACAUUCAUUGGAGAGAAAGGAGUCUCAUGGAAAAUCAUUGAACUCCAGCUGAACAUGUACACAGCACCAGUUCUUUUCGGAGCUCUCCUAGGAAUUAUAAACAUUAUUCUGAUAUUUGCUGUAUUUAGAGAAUAUCGUGUAGAUGACAUGGGACGACCACAGAGCAGCAUUAACUAUGAAGCAGAAGAAACCGAUAAUGAGAGUCAACAGAAUCAAGGAAGCAUUGACCAUGUCGCUGUCAUAUCAACGAACAUUCUUUUCUUUGUCAUCUUAUUUGUUUUUGCAGUCUUUGAAACUAUAGCUACACCAUUUACAAUGGAUAUGUAUUCUUGGACAAGGAAAAAAGCAGUGUUUAUCAAUGGAAUAAUCCUGGGUGCAAUUGGCAUUGAGUCAGUCAUCGUCUUUUUAUCAGUUAAAGUACUUUCUGAAAGGACUGGUGAACGUGCUAUACUUUAUGGAGGCCUAGUGAUCAUCUUGGUUGGAUUCCUUGUCUUACUACCUUGGGGAAAUCAGUUACCUAAUAUCCAGUGGGAAGACUUAAAAAAUAAUACUAUUCCAAAAGUGACCUUCAGCGAAAGUCUUGCAUUUUUCUGGACAGUGCAGACAGAGCUUCCAUCCAAUACUACUGGUGAAACAACAGGGUGCCCUAUUAUACAGUCCUGGUGCCUCUAUACUCCAGUAAUCUACCUGGGACAGUACAUCACUACAGUCAUUCUAAUAGGGCUGGGUUAUCCAACCUGUAAUGUCAUGUCAUAUACUUUAUAUUCAAAAAUCUUAGGACCAAAGCCUCAGGGUAUCUACAUGGGCUGGCUAACUGCCUGUGGAAGUGGUGCACGUAUACUCGGCCCAGUGUUUGUCAGCCAACUCUAUACUCACUUGGGACCCCGCUGGGCAUUUGGCCUAAUCUGUGGAAUUGUUGUUCUUUCUCUCUUACUCUUGGAAGUGGUGUACAAGAGACUUGUUGCAUUUUCUGUCAGAAACGAGAUGCUACAAGAGGAGAACUCUUAGCUGUGGAUAAUUAUUGAUCAGUUCUAUUUUGUUGCAAACAGCGUGUGGUAUUGGUAAUAUCUAAGGACCAUUUGCGGACCAGUGCACUACUAUGUAUAUACUCUAUAUAGUAGUAUGAAAGAGCUACAGGAGUGCCCCAUUAAUUAAGGUGAGUUGCACAAAACAAAAGCCACUAAUAUAAGCUGAUAAAUGUUUAUCAAUUAUCAAUUGAGCUAAUCAUGUAGCUAGGCAUCUGAUCUACCUAAUGAGGCCAGCUGUUCUGUAAAAUUUCAUGCCGAUCCAGGAAAAUUUGCCACUGUACAGCGACUGAAAAGGGGAUGAAAAUGGACACUUGUCCAUCUUAUCCAAGCUGUGGCUUGGCAUAUUAUAGAUUUCUUUCCUAAUUUGGUGAAAACUAUUGAUGCAUGUUACUCAGGUGUCAAGAAUAUAUGCCUGUCUUGCUUUGAUGGUGCUUGGAGUAACCAUUCAAAAGUUAUUAGGGGUUUUUUCUUAUGUAAAGUGAGAUUACAUGGUACUUCACAGAUUGGGAGCCUAACAUGGUAGAGUGGGAUUGUAGGGGACAUGUUGGGAGACAAAUCCUUCCCCCUGCCUGCUGUGGUUACCAUCUGGAUCAGGCUUCCACGCUUCCAGUUUACAUUGCCAAACGACAUCCAGUUAUAAUACAAAUCACAGGCAAAUGGAUACCCCUCAUGUACCACACUAGACUCCUGAUCCAUAGGAGAAAAAGGGGAAAACCCUAGCUACAUGAAAAUGGCAUGCAAUUUUACCAUCAGAGAAUUUGGUAGGGGUGGGGAUGGAAUGCACAAUUGUGGGGAGCAGAAAGAACAGGGCUUCAUGGCACUUUUCUGAAGGCAGAAAUGCAAUAUAAGGGUCCUAAUCUUUGUUCUUACUUUCUGUGGGCUGGGAAAAGGACAUGAAAGGAUCAGGGCUCUUGCAGAAUGUCUGUGCUUACAUGUAUGAACACUUGGUAAGAUGGUUGUGGGAAUCCAGCCCUAAUCAGCCAUUCUUAUUAUUUGUAAACUCUACACUUGAGGAAGGAAAGCAGGGGAUAAGCACACUAAGUCCACCCUGGCCCAUACCAUUCCCAUGAUUUUCUGCAUGUUGUGGGCUGCUGUCUACAGAAAGCCACCUCCUCUGUCCUCUCCCCAAGACUUUAGGAUCUUGAUUCUUGAAAUCAUUACUGUUGAUUAAGUAUCUAUAAAUCCACUUAUCACAAAAGUAAACUUGUAAAAAGCAGAUUCACAAAGGUUAAGAAGAAGAUUCGACUGCCAACAUAAUUACAAAUUUAAUUUUCAUAAAUAGAGAAAAUCAGCUGGUUUAAAAGGGAUUUAAAGCUAUCUCAUGUGGGUUUAUGUGCCACAAUAUUAAGGAAUCUAGUAAGGUAAAUGUGAUCAAUAAUGAUGCAGUGCAAUCCUACUGUUGUAUUCAAUUAUGUAACUUAUCCUCCAUGUACUCUCACCUUUCCUUAAAUUUUUAGUAGUUUGUUUAGCAUACUACUGAUAAAAUACUGAAAGCGAUAGGCCUUUAUGACAAAAGGCUUUUUAAAAAAUGGGUUUGGCACAUAAAGUUUCAAGAGAAGGCAUUAGUCCUAAUUCUAUUUACUGUAGCACUGGUAUACUUAAAAAAAAAACACCUUGAUUCUGUGAAUCAGGCCUUAUUUUUUUUUUUUUAAACCGAAGUCGAAAAAGUUUUGUGAUAUGCACUUUUAUUAAUAGACUACCUCUUCUAAACGUCAAUGAAUAAUUUUUACCAUUAAUUAGUAAAAUCCAACCUAAGCAAUAAAAUGUUCGUGUAUCCUUUAGCAUGUUCUUGUGUUCAUCCAUAGGCAGAAUAUUUUAUGCAAAGGAAAUUGUUCAUUUAGGAUUAAUUUUUAGUCUUCAGUCUGUGUGAAUUGAAUAUUUAUGUAGCGAGACUUCUGAGAGGGGUAAUCGGCAAUAAUUUAUUAUAUGUCAUCUUUCUAUGUUCCUUAUUUGCUGCUGCUGAAUGGCCCUGAAUAUAUUUGCUUUACAGCUCCAGCCAACAGAUGACACACGCUUUUGAUGCACUUACUAAUUCAACUACACAGUCUAAGCAGCACUUAAGCUGCACCAGUGAGUUUUUACAAAUAUAGAAAUAACUGCUUUACUGAGUUGCGUUGUCAUGAAUGUUGUCUUGUUAAAUAUUGACCAUAGCUUCUGUAAUUUAGAUUUCAUUAUACAAACUUGAGGCUAGUUGAUCUCUUUUUAUUCCUGGAUAAUUGUAGUAAGGAGGGUUACUUAAACCAUAAUCUACCAUUCUUCAUUGCUGAUAAAGUUUUCAGAGUUACCUCAAAGUUUCAUAAGCCAAAAAAAAAAAAAAAAUCACUACAGUUCUACAAAUGCUGAAACAGCCGAGCCAAUGAGUUGUAUCCAGUGUUAGUCCUGUUAGACCUUUUAAAUAGACAAAUUACACUAAUGUGGGAUACAUCCCAGUAUUAUAAGUGCUUCAGUACAACAAAUAACAGAAGAAAAUGAUUUGGUUUAGGGUUUUUAUGCAGUUUAUGUGUGGUAUGAAACAGCCUUUAGUUAAUGCAAGGACACCUUGGAAGCUAUCCUCUGUUAGUGGAAAGAAUGUAAGUACCCUUCUUCAUAAAGUGAAGUUAUUUUACAAAGGUAAAUGAGAAUUAUAAAGGGCAUGUGGAAGAAAAUGAAAUCACAAGGCUCAGCCUGGUCAAUGGGAAAUGUGCAUAGAAAGCACUGUGGCAGGCUCAAAUAAUUAUUUAAAGGGUAGUUUGUUUCUGUACAUGCUUUAUUUUUUAUAUUUGUGCCUGUUUUUCCUGUUUAUGUUUUUAAAUUUUGUUAACUGCCCAGAGAGCCUCUGGGCAGUAUAAAAAUAAAAUAAAUACAUGUCUUGUGGAAAAAGUCAGACUUCUUUUUGUAACUGCUUGCUUCAUAGGAAAGAUUCAAGAGAUGUUGUGAGGAACGUUGGUUCAUUUCAAGGGUUUCUGUAUCUCCUCUCUUUCUUAGUAGUAGAGUAAAAGUCCCCUCUUCUUUGGAGCAAUCCCUUGGUGGUGGAGAGUAUGUGCAACACUGGUAGAUUGUCUCCAUCUAGGACUCCUUGAUUGGGAAGCAUGUAGCCUUUCCUCAGCUUAAGCUACAGCUCAUUCAAACUGAUGUCCCAACUAGCACAUUCCAAGUUGGAUACACUAACCUGUCUGUAUUUGCAAGUAUAAGCUCUAAAGCUAUAAACAUCUAAAAACCUGUUUCUUUGCUAAACUUUUACCUUAAUGGUUUGAUUUAAGUCUCUAGGAGAAAAACUAUCCUUUCCCUUAGGAGGAGGAAUAACUGGAGAAAAGCUUGUGCAAGAAAUUGUGAAGACUGCUGGUGUAGAUGUCCAGUUUGAAAAUACUUAAUUGCAGCUCACAUCUAAACCAAGUCACUCUUUGUCCUGAUCAACAAUUCUAUUUUAGGAAGCAGAAGUUGUAAAUGUCCAAAAAGGCUAUUACUAGGAGCACUGGAAAUGUCAAAAUAGCAACUAAUAUUUAAUUGCUUUGCUAUUUUCAUUACUCCUAAUAAAGGUUCUGCAGCUAUUAAAUUUCUCCCAGUGAGCCAACGGUGUCAUGCGUGUAGUGUGUCACUUAAAAAGCAGAGGUUGCAGAUAGCUGUAGCUACAGGAUUUAUUCAUGUAACAGCAAACCAUGACAUAGCAUUACAUGUGAACUGAACCUAUUCUACUCAAUUAGCAAAAAUCCAGGGUGUACGGAAGUGUACAAAUACUUCGAUUGUUACUGCAGAAGUGCAGUUUUAUUGUUCAAACUAGUAUCAGUAUCCUAGAAGAGUAUAUCCAGGCAUUUGUGUUAAAUAAAGCAAGGGAUCUAAACAGUUACCACUGCAUUUAU